AUCUGUUAUUUGUGUUCCUACUCAUUCAUCUAAACAUUCUAAGACAACUUCUAAGCCAACUCCUUCUAAGUCAACUCCUUCACCUGAAGGUCAUUCGUCUCCUAUAUAUCAUCCUACUCGUUUAACUAAUUCCAAAGUGAAAAAAAUUCACGAAAUUGCACAAAAUGCACAAAAUGUACAAAAUCAAUAA
Molecule: messenger RNA, 190 nt
Organism: Diversispora eburnea
Lineage: Eukaryota; Fungi; Glomeromycota; Glomeromycetes; Diversisporales; Diversisporaceae
Source: the annotation of a GenBank genome assembly